AUGGCCAUGGAGUCUAGCAGCAAACUCCACAAUAAUCCACUCGAUUUCGAAUGGCCAUAUCACGAAGAUCUUUUCCAAUUCGACAAAGCACUAGAGCUUCCUCCUCUGGAUGUUGGGUUAUUCGACUUCGACUUGGCCGACUCGCUUUCAUUGCCAUUCCAUUGGGAGAAUCUUUCCCAGUUGGAGUUGGAGCUCCAAAGUCCGCCUGAAUUUUUCUCGCCGGACAAACACAUGACGGCCGACGAGAAGCCGCCGGCGAGGAUGAUAAAAUUAGAAUAUGAGGAAGGGCAGCAUGAACAACAACAACAACGUGAGCAAAUUGAAAGAGGGUUUAAUAGUGAUUCAAGUUGGAUAUCAGACGUUGAUGAGAAGAAGAGGAGGAAUAAUAUGAGAUUGAGGAGAUCAAAGAGCUCAGUGCUGGGUUUGGAAGAGAUUCAAAACCACUUUCACAUCCCAAUAUCAGAGGCAGCAAAACAGAUGAAUGUGGGUUUGACAGUGCUCAAAAAGAGGUGCAGAGAGCUCAAUAUCAUGAGGUGGCCCCAUAGAAAGCUCAAGAGCUUGAACUCUCUCAUAAAAAAUGUCAAGGAGAUGGGGUUGUCAAGUGAGAUUAAAGUGUUGGAGGAGCACAAGAGGCUCGUGGAAGAAUUGCCAGAUAUGGACCUCACACACAGAACCAAGAGGCUCAGGCAAGCUUGUUUCAAGGCAAAUUAUAAGAAGAGAAGGUCCAAUAAUAAUAGUUUUGCAACUCUUCACUAA
Momordica charantia (bitter melon) is the source of this 756-nucleotide messenger RNA. It is a transcript of the gene RKD4, whose product is annotated as RWP-RK domain-containing protein. Gene Ontology annotation, molecular function: DNA-binding transcription factor activity. The record is from RefSeq and is a predicted model, not a curated record. Lineage: Eukaryota; Viridiplantae; Streptophyta; Magnoliopsida; Cucurbitales; Cucurbitaceae.